CCGCCGCCGGAGCGGGCGGGGCGUGCGGGCGGCGCCGGGGCCGCCACCUCUGCCGGGCUGCGCUUUUCAAACGCCGGCUGGGCGGGCGCGGCGGUUGGCGGGGGCGUGGGGGCGGCCGCCGGCCUGUGAGGGGCUCUCCGGGCGUGAGGUGACUGGUAGGGGAGAGAGCCGCGUUCCUAACUAUGUCCAGGAGAAAGCUGGAGAACAAGAGCCUUUCUGGCUUGUUAGCCAUGUCUCUGCAGACACAAAUCAGGACAGACAAUUUCUACAACUUUUACAUGCUUGAGUCAAAAGAGCUAGGAAGAGGAAGAUGUGCUGUGGUUAGAAAAUGCAUAGCUAAAUCCACAGGCCAAGAAUACGCAGCUAAAUUUUUAAAGAAAAGAAGAAGAGGUCAAGACUGCAAAGCCGAGAUUCUCCAUGAAAUUGCUGUGCUUGAAUUAAUGAAAUCUAAUCCUCGCAUAGUUAAUCUCCAUGAAGUCUAUGAAACGGCAAAUGAAAUCAUCCUAGUGUUGGAAUAUGCUGCUGGAGGAGAAAUCUUCAACUUAUGUGUCCCAGAUCUGGAUGACAGAAUUGGUGAAAGUGAUAUUAUAAGACUUAUAAGGCAAAUACUUGAAGGACUUUGCUGCUUGCAUGAAAACAAUAUCGUUCAUCUUGAUUUAAAGCCUCAAAAUAUUUUGCUGAGCAGCAUCAAUCCUCUUGGUGAUGUGAAAAUUGUAGAUUUUGGUAUGUCUCGGAAGAUUGAGAAUACAAGUGAACUGCGGCAAAUCAUGGGAACGACAGAAUACCUAGCUCCAGAAAUCUUAAACUACGAUCCUAUUACCACAGCUACAGAUAUGUGGAACAUAGGUGUGAUUUCAUACAUGCUGCUUACACAAGAAUCUCCGUUUGUGGGAGCCAACAAUCAAGAAACUUUCCUUAAUAUAUCUCAAGUUAACGUGGACUAUUCAGAAGAAACAUUUUCAUCAGUUUCACAGCCUGCCAAAGACUUCAUUCAAAAACUUCUCAUAAAAAAUCCAGAGGAAAGACCCACAGCAGAGGCCUGUCUCUCUCAUUUCUGGUUGCAGCAAGGGGAGUUCAUACUCUUGUGCAGCCCUGAAGAAACUUGCUGCCCUUCUCUAAUACCAGGACAUACAACAAAAUGCUCAGAAGAGCGGAAUGUAAAAUCCAGUUGUAAUGGUACUUGUAGCAACAAGGAAGACAAAGAAAACAUUCCAGAGGACAGCAGUACUGUCUCCAAACGUUUCCGGUUUGAUGAUUCAUUGCAGUAUCCCCAAGACUUCAUGACAGACUUUGUAUGUUAAUACGUAAUGUAGACUUCUACAAAAAGGAAUUUAACAUAAUCUUUUCCAGUGGUGAAUAUAUAAGAUUAUGGCUUGCCAAUUCGUGCAGUGUUGGUAUACUGGAAAUGCACUUUGAUUCUUUUAUGCUGGUACUUCCUUUUCUAUCCGUUGCUGGCAAUGGAUUUAACUCCUGAGAAACUGGGGUUGUAGCACCAAUAAAAUGAAUUAUUUUUUGAAGAAGGUAUAAUUAAAUAUUUUUGCACUUUUCAAGUUUUAAUCCAAAAAUGAUGCCAGAUCAAAACCAGGAAAAUGAGUUUGUUUAAACUAAUUUUCAGAGUUUUUGCCUAAACCUCGAGCUUUGCCAAACAGUGGCUGAAUAACACGUACAUUUUUAUGACUAGCCUUAAGAACUUGAUCUAAGCAGGAGAACUGAAUCUAGCUGUCUUAAUGGUCUUAUCUGGGCUAUGAUAGGUCUGUUGGGGCCAUUUGGAAUACUUCUUUUUCUCUGGGAUCAUCAGUAGUUAAGGAAAUGUUUCUGUCAUAUAAAUCUGGUCCAUCUAGGGAUUAUAAUGCAUAUUCUGCAUGAUAUUUCCUGUGUUGGAUCUCUUUAAUGCUUGAACAGAAAAUGGGUAGAUUGUCAGUCCUUGUGCCUAGUGAUCCUUUGGCUCUUACCAGUGAGUUGUAUUUGAAGAGGGUGAGAUUCCCAUGCUGUUGUGAAUAUUUGAUACACUUGUUAGUUUGCUUCCAUAAAACCUCUGAAAUAAGAGUUGUCUGCCUGCAUUGAUCUAUUCCUCAUCUUAAAAUGAGCAAACUAACACCAAAUGACAAAAAGCCCCUUCAUAGUUAAUAACUGAAUAAUCUGUAAAUAACUAUUUUUGCCAGUAAAGCUGCAAUUAAAAACUUUUAUUAUGCCCUUUUGAAGUAGAUGGGCAGUGCAUUUUUCUAUCAAUUAUUGUCAUUCACAAUAACUUAGCUUCUUGCCCUCUCUGAGAAAUGGACUGCAGUGUGUUAAUAUUUAAAGACAACCUACCCACUACUUGUUUUUAAGCCUUUAAAUUUGCUUUGUUUAGUGGGUUUGUGUUUAAGUUAUAUCCUUCUAAUUCCUGUUACUAGUCUCUGAGAAAUACUGCCUAUGUCAAAUUUCAGCUUAGAGCAAAUAACAGUCAUGUCUCAACAGCCUGAAACUGAUAGUCUACCAUUGAAAUACUGACAAGAUAAGAUCCUAAUCAUAACAGUGAGGCUGGAAGUCUGUUUGUGUAGGUAAUGUAUUAAAACACCUGUAAAUAUUUGGAAAGGAAAUAGCACUUCAAAGUAAUUUGGGGAUUUUCUACUCCCCAGAGCUUAGACUUAGUACUCUUUUGAUUCGGUUUGUUUUGUAUAAUAAAAUAGCACAAUCUGAUGAUCUUUUCAAGUGUGCCUGUAGAUCUCACAAUAGCUAGGCAGAUUGAGUUUUUUUUUUAUUUUAUCUUCAUGAAAGAAAGAAACAUUUUUUUGUAUUUUUUUAUUUUUUUUUUACAAAGAUUUUAAUGCAAGGUUUUAUGAUAAUGUAUGGGUGAAGUUCAGGACUGUUGUCUUUUAUUUUGGGUGACAUUUCUGUUGACAAGUGAAAAGUCAGCUGAGAUGUAUUCAGCUUAUAUUUGCAGAAGUAAAAAAAUAAAAUAAAAUCUGAGACUUAAUCUCAAGUGAAAUGAAAUAAUAGCAUGGAUAAAGCUCAGAUGCUUAGGUGUAUAAAUGAACUGCACUGACUCUCCUCUAUGUAUUUUAUUUACAGUGAUAAUGAUAAUAUAUAAUUAUAAAACAAGUUUGCUGGAGGCAGUUGGAUUGUGUUCAGGUACCUUAUAAACUUACUUUUCAAAGUCCUUGUUUUUAAACUAUUUUAUGCAGACAUGUUUAGAAGUUAACAUUCACUGAAGAUAAAGAAUAAAAUGUCAAAAAGCUGUAAUGGAUACAGGUAGAAAGGUGUUGCAUUUUAAGUCUCUAAAAUUAUUACUGAUCUGAACUUAAAACUGGGAAGCCUGUGAAAGUCUUUGUACUAGUGUUCUGGUUUUUAGCAUCUAAAAAUAAAGCUGAAAGCAUAUGCUAGCACUUUAUGAAAAAGUUAUUAUUCCUUAAAGUUUUUAUCGUGUUAUCUGAUGUUUACAUUUCUUACUACUUUUGGGGCUAACUUAUCUCUUUAAAUUAAAAAAAAAAUAAAUUGGUCUUAUUCAAGAAACUUAAGUUUUGAAGUUUGUACCUCAUGUAAAUUCAAAAUAUGCCUUGAAUCAGAGUUUGUUUGGAUCAGCAUGUUGGAUUUAUUUUAAAAAUAUUAAUGUGCAUACAUAACUUCUGUUGAAUGUAAAUACAUACAUUCAUACAUUGUAGAAAUUUUUUAGCCUGUCUUGCUUCCUGCCAUAUUACUGGAGAUUCUGAAUUGUAAAUGAGUGAUAAGUAACUCAUCAUCAUGAGCAAUGAUGAUCAUUUUAAGAUGACUUAAGACGUAUUUCAAUGCAGUUCAUGACCUUUUUAUUUAAAAAAGUAAUAAUAAACUUUGCCUUUUUUCAAAA
Molecule: messenger RNA, 3823 nt
Organism: Oxyura jamaicensis (ruddy duck)
Lineage: Eukaryota; Metazoa; Chordata; Aves; Anseriformes; Anatidae
Gene: STK17B
Product: serine/threonine kinase 17b
Exons: 8
Coding region: 183-1301 (372 amino acids)
Biological process (GO): intracellular signal transduction; positive regulation of apoptotic process; protein phosphorylation
Cellular component (GO): nucleus
Molecular function (GO): ATP binding; protein serine/threonine kinase activity
Source: RefSeq, a predicted model, not a curated record